GUCACAGCAGCUGGAGGAGGAGGCGGGGCCCACGUGAGAGGCUCUGACGCUCAGCCCGUCGCACUGUUCCCCGCGUUACUGGCGAACGGCCACGCUGCUACUCAUGCCAACACGCCCCCCCCCUCCUCCAGAGAACUGGACGGGAAACUGUCGGCGCUGCGGGACGAGAGACGGGCUCUGGAGCAAGAGCAGGCCGAGUUUGACAGAGAGCUGAUCGCUCUGGAGAGAGACCGAGAGCUCCUGAACAGAGACACCGCCGCCCUGCAGAGGGAGAGGGCGGCGGUGGACCGGGACCGAGCGGCGGACGACCGGGACCGAGCGUUUCUGGACCGAGAUCGAGCCGUGCUGGAGCGGGACCGAGCGUUUCCGGAGCGAGACCGGGCGUUUCUGGAUCGAGCCAGAGAAGACCUGGAGAGAGAGCGAAUGCUGUUUGGGGGGGAGAGGGAGCGGGAGCGGGAGAGGGGGUCAGAGGUCAGGCCGAGGAGGAGGUCGUCCUCCACACCCGGUUCUACCAGAACAUGAGGGCCGCGGACCUGGACCCGGACCAGCUGGAGACCUGACAGAGGCUGGUGACGCUGUUCCAGAGGCUGGUGGAGAAACUGUGAGCACCAACAGAAAGUUCAUCUUCUGUUCAUAAAGACUCCGAUUGAAGACUUCACAAUAGAAGCCUCUGACGUGACGGUGAUGAACAGUUGACUGUCACUGCGUCUCUGUGGAGCACUGCUGCGCUCAGGAGCGAGAUGAUGAUGUCACCAGGAAGUGAUGUCACACGCACUCUAAGAAGGUUUCAUAUCUGUGUUCAUCAGUCGACAUGAAUAAAAAGAUGUGAAAGAGUAAAA
Messenger RNA from Scophthalmus maximus (turbot), 839 nucleotides. Its product is annotated as protein enabled homolog. The record is from RefSeq and is a predicted model, not a curated record. The annotation marks the transcript as partial. Lineage: Eukaryota; Metazoa; Chordata; Actinopteri; Pleuronectiformes; Scophthalmidae. The transcript has a single exon.